AUGUGGCGGCGGGCGGCGGUGGCGGCGGGACGGGGACUGCGGGGGCCGCCGGCGAUGGCGGGGCGGCGGUGGCGGAGCGGGGCGGGCAGCCCCGACCGCGCCGCUGCCGAGCGGGCCCCGAGGAUCUACACGAGGACGGGAGACUCAGGAUUCUCCAGCACCUUCACCGGGGAGCGGCGGCCCAAGGGCGACCGCAUCUUCGAGGCCCUCGGAGCCACGGACGAGCUGAGCUCGGCCAUCGGGCUGGCUGGUGAGUUUAGCAGUGAAAAGGGUCACACGUUUGUUGAUCAACUUCAUAAAGUCCAGUGCAUGCUGCAGGAUGUGGGCUCCAACAUUGCCACACCACUCUCCUCAGCCAGGGAGGCUCACCGGACUGAAUUUUCUCUCCCGUCUGUAGAACGAACGUCGUUCAGCGAGAAGCCCGUGCUGGAGCUGGAGCAGUGGAUUGACAGCUACUCAGAGCAGCUGCCUCCCCUCAGAGCCUUCAUCCUGCCCUCUGGGGGCAGGAGCAGUGCUGCUCUCCACUUCUCCCGAGCCGUGUGCCGCAGGGCUGAGAGGUGCGUGGUCCCUUUAGUCCAAGCAGGAGAAGCAGAUCCAAAUGUGGCCAAGUAUUUAAACAGGCUCAGUGAUUAUCUCUUUGUCCUGGCACGUUAUGCUGCAAUGAAGGAAGGGAAGGAAGAGAAAAUCUACAUAAAGCCUGAGCCCUAGCUGGGAGCUGGAAUGUUUUGUCCUUGAUCAUGGAAAACUAAAUCCAGUUGACUGCUUUUGUCCAUCAAGGAAGGGAGAGAGAACAAGCCUGGACUGGAAAUUGGAGCUGCCAAGGAUUUCCAUGUGAAAUAACCAGGACCUUGUUGAUAAAUCCUGAGAGGAACAGAAUCACAGAAUAUCCUGAGUUGGAAGGGACCCAAACACACCUGUUAUAUUCCCUGGGCCUGGCCCACACAUCCCAUGUGGGGAUGGCUCUGGAGUCACUGCUUCUCCAAGGUGGGAGUUGAGGCAGGAGAAUUCCAUAACAUUUUGGAGAUGCCUUCAUUUCCCUGGGCAGCAGCAGGUGCUGUGGGAAGGCUCUGACAGGACUCUGAGGGAUGAUGAAGGGAAAACAAUCAGCUCCUCCUUUGAAGUCUCAGUGCUCGUAUGGAGCAGCAGCUGGAGGCGUUUGGGAAUUGUGUCCGCCGCUCUGAAAUAAUAAAUGUGAAUUUCCUUGUACCAAA
This is a messenger RNA of Pyrgilauda ruficollis (rufous-necked snowfinch), 1211 nucleotides long. It is a transcript of the gene MMAB, whose product is annotated as metabolism of cobalamin associated B. The coding region runs from base 1 to 708 and encodes 235 amino acids. The record is from RefSeq and is a predicted model, not a curated record. Gene Ontology annotation, molecular function: corrinoid adenosyltransferase activity. The transcript is spliced from 9 exons. Lineage: Eukaryota; Metazoa; Chordata; Aves; Passeriformes; Passeridae.